AUGGAAGGAGCUCAGCCCCCUCUGACUGCAGAGCUGACAACCCCACUGCUGAAGAAGGCUCACACCCCACCUCUCCAUGAGGAAGCCAACACUGCAGUGAUUGCAGUUGUCAUCACCCUGGUGUUCCUCACCCUGCUGACUGUCCUGGUGGUCAUCAUCAUCUACCUGUAUAGAAACAAAGGCAGCUACCUCACCUACGAGCAGCCAGCAGCAGAGCUGGAGGCGUCGCUGCAGGCAGAGGAUGCUCCAUCCAAGGACGAGUUCUUCAUCUGAGCCCCCAGGCAUGCUGGGCUCCAGC
Messenger RNA from Indicator indicator, 298 nucleotides. RefSeq names its product small cell adhesion glycoprotein (gene SMAGP). The transcript is spliced from 3 exons. The record is from RefSeq and is a predicted model, not a curated record. The coding region runs from base 1 to 273 and encodes 90 amino acids. NCBI's taxonomy places the organism in Eukaryota, Metazoa, Chordata, Aves, Piciformes, Indicatoridae.